GUACAAAGUACAAUUAUAAUUGUGUGGGAUAUUCUUCCUUGGCUUUGGGAUCUUUCUGGAAGGUGGUUGGAACAUGCUGGGUACGGGACUGAUUAUGAGGAACGUCAUGGUUUCAAUAAAAUGACUUUGGGCUUAUUUUUCAUGGAUAUGUUAAAAGGAUUUUUAAUCGCUGGGGUCAUUGGACUUCCGAUCCUGGCUUUAGUCUUGCAGAUUAUUAGAUUGUCUGGCGAUAACUUUUAUUUUUAUGUCUGGAUUUUCAUGAUAAUUUUUAAUUUAGUGUUGCUUACUAUUUACCCUACGCUCAUUCAACCUCUUUUUAACAAAGUUGAACCUCUUGAAGAAGGAGAACUUCGUGAGCGAAUCGAAGAAUUAGCAUCCC
This is a messenger RNA of Racocetra persica, 379 nucleotides long. The record is from the annotation of a GenBank genome assembly. NCBI's taxonomy places the organism in Eukaryota, Fungi, Glomeromycota, Glomeromycetes, Diversisporales, Gigasporaceae.